Aptenodytes forsteri (emperor penguin) is the source of this 4393-nucleotide messenger RNA. RefSeq names its product opioid growth factor receptor (gene OGFR). Lineage: Eukaryota; Metazoa; Chordata; Aves; Sphenisciformes; Spheniscidae. Gene Ontology annotation, cellular component: membrane. Gene Ontology annotation, molecular function: opioid growth factor receptor activity. The record is from RefSeq and is a predicted model, not a curated record.
AUGGGCACGCCCGUGCGCGUCUGCGUCUUCACGGAGUUCACUACGCCCGUGCGCGUCUGCACCUUCACGGAGUUCACUACGCCCGUGCGCGUCUGCACCUUCACGGAGUUCACUACGCCCGUGCGUGUCUGCGUCUUCACGGAGUUCACUACGCCCGUGCACGUCUGCACCUUCACGGAGUUCACUACGCCCGUGCGCGUCUGCGUCUUCACGGAGUUCACUACGCCCGUGCGUGUCUGCGUCUUCACGGAGUUCACUACGCCCGUGCGUGUCUGCGUCUUCACGGAGUUCACUACGCCCGUGCGCGUCUGCACCUUCACGGAGUUCACUGCGGGGAAUGAGCCAAGAUCAAAUUGGUCACCGCUGUCUCAGAGGGGUUUUCAGUUCUCAGGCAGGCGCAACUGGAAUGCAGCAAAAGACUUGCAGAGAUACAGACAUCAUUACCCGGAUUUGAUAGAAUCAGAAAAUGAGGAGGAAGAAGAGAUGUGGAACUUGAGCUUUUAUAAAAAUGAGAUUUGUUUUUUGCCCCAGGGUUUGUGUAUUGAAACUCUGCUUGAAUCUUGGUGGGACAACUAUGAAGUUCUGGAAGAAAACCAUUCUUACAUACAGUGGCUAUUCCCUUUACGUGAACAUGGGAUGAACUGGCGUGCCAAGCCACUCACGUGUCAAGAAAUCCAGGCCUUUAAGAGGUCCGAGGAAGUUAUGCAAAGGUUUACACGUGCUUAUCAGCUCAUGCUGAGAUUUUAUGGAAUCAGUCUGAUCAAUGAGAAAACUGGAGAACUUAAGAGAGCAGAGAAUUGGGCUGAACGAUUUCAAAACUUGAACCGGUUUAGCCACAACAAUUUGCGGAUUACGCGCAUCCUGAAGUGCCUGGGGGAGAUGGGAUAUGAACACUAUCAAGUGCACUUGGUAAAGUUUUUCCUAACAGAAACUCUUGUUAAGGAGACGUUACCAAAUGUCAAGAGAAGUGCCUUGGAUUACUUCCUGUUCACCAUCAGGAGCAAAGAGGAGAGAAGAGAACUAGUCCACUAUGCUUGGCAACACUUCAGACCUCGAGGCAGCUUUGUAUGGGGACCGCGCGACAAGCUCUUGAGGUACAGACCGUGCUCUACCAAGUCACAGCUGCACCAAAAGACUGAAGAUGAACAGGAAACUCCUGGUAAAAAGUGUGAUGAUUCUGUGGAAGAAGAUGAGAACCAGUCUCUAGAGAUAGAACAGAAAGCUGGAGAUGCUGCAGACUUGCAGCCUAAAGUGAGUGAUGAAGAUGUAAAAGAGAAGUUAAGUGAAUGCAUUUCGAAGGGAGGGGAUGGUGAAGAGGAGAAAGACGCUUCAUUUACCCAGCAGGAGGAGAAGGAUUUAAACAGUGAGACUGAAGAAGUGCAGGGUGCGGCAGAGAAUGAUUGCACAAAGGAGAGCAAGAAGAGAAAACUGGAUGCAAACAUGGCAGACGCUAAAAAGAGUGGACCGUUGAAAAGCCCUACUGAUAUUGAAAAUAUUUCCCGUAAUCUGGGAGAAUGUGCGAUUGAUGCAGAAAUCCCCUCCUCAGCUCCGCUCUUAGAAGCAGAAGAGGACCAGGAAACACUGAAAGAAAACAAUGCAAGCACCAAAGACUCAACAGUGCCAGAGACCACUGAUGCAGCUGUAAAACGGAGGAAAGUUGAUAAAAGAACAUCAAGAAGCAAAACAUGCAACCUGGCCAUAAACCUGAACAUGGGGCUCUCUGCCUCUAGUGCCAAGUUAAAUCCAUCUGUUGCAAACACUGAGGCUGAAAAAGAAAAUGUCAGUGAGAAAAGUGCAACUUUGGAAACGACAAGUGAGAAGGGUGGUGGUGAUGCAAAUGGCGGGGCUGUGAGACCCCCGGUUGGUUCCACGCUCCCCAAGACUGGCUGGACUUCUCCAAUAAGUGAUGGCUUGGAGUUGAGUGGAGAUCAAGUGACAGCAAGGAGCGAUCAGCACCACUGCACCAGCACACUCCUGGGAGGCAAAAGUGAGGUAGAUGGGGUAGAACAGCAUAAAAAGGCAGAAAAUGCAAGUGAAGAAGGGCAAGCAGAAGUCACAGGCAAGAAACAAGUUCCAGAGAGCCUUGAGCAGAGCAUGGCAUCCACUUGUCCUGAAGAAGACAGUGCUGAGGUUGCAACGCAAGAACCUGAAAGCUCUGAGCGUGCAGCAGAACCUGAUGAAGAGCACGUAGCAGCAGAGUGAGACCAGCACGGCAAGCAUUCGAGCACGCGGAGAUGACGCUGCCCUAACUGCUAGGAGCCAGCUUUAGUGAUUUGGAUAGCAGAAGUACACGGAAGAAUAAACUUCCUUUGGACUGAUCCAGGGUAGCCCCUGUCUGACUUUCACCCUUCCAGACUUUUUUAAUAAUCUGUAGUAACUUCACUGAGAUCCAGCCCUUGGUUAUCCUAAAGAGGAAAACUCUAAUUUAGUCAUCUUCAUGGACAGGCUGUGUCCUGUUCCUGUUUUUUAUCUGAUGUUCAGGAUUAUCUUGGAGUAACAGGGGGUUUUGCACUUUGCUUUGGUUCUGGUAUGUCCCUUCUUAAAGAGAAGAGGAAAACUAACCUGUUUCCUUGUUUGAACUAGUCAAGUAUUUAUUAAAUACAUGAUUUUUAAUGUAAGACAGCAUGACCCAAUUUGCCAGGCCUUUCUAUUACCAUGUAACUUCUAUUUGUUGUUUUGAAAGGCUGUACCUUCCCAGGAGAUUUAUUCCUGACAAAGAUGCUGUGUGUCUGGUUUCUAGGGCAUAAAUCAUUAUUUUUGUGGCAUUUGCCUGGAAGAGAUGAGUAUAUGCAUUUCAAAUCAUGUAAGAGUGUAGUUCCCUCUCCUCCUAUAAAGAAAGUAGGUUUGACUUGAGGCUGGGAUAAAAUGCAUAGUCAAAACGUAUCUCUGACCAAUAUUAACCUUUGUGUACGGAUACUGUUCUCUAGGGUGCAAAGUGCUGAUUAGUUUGCUCCAUUUAUGCCCCGCAGAAGUUGCUUUGGAGUGCUUGUUAGAAUUGAGAAUAUGAAUUGUCUACUGGUUUCUAAGAGAAAAACGAUCAGACUUUGCGUAAAGCUGUCUAGAGCUCUUCUUCCCCAGGUUUUUCCACCACUUCCAGACCCUCGAUAGUCUUCCACAGAUACUUAUGUCCGCUACUGGUUCAAAGGCCUUCCUUCCUCAAUUGCCAAAAUAGAACAAAUGUUUGUCAUUGCAUCUUUUCAGACUCUGCCGUUAAUUUGCAGUUGCCCAUGGGGCUGUCUUUUCUGCAGGCCCACUGCAUGAAGUUAGAUGUGUCAAAUUUAACCCACUUCCUAGUUAGGGCAGGAUUGUUUUACCAUUAACGAUCAGCAUGUCAGACAGCGAGGGCAUGUUGGAGUACAACAUGUCUGGAAACCGCUGGGCUUUGUAGGGCAGUUAAUUGAAACUUUAAUUGGAGGGGGUACGCUUGUCUGGUUCAUUUAUUUACAGCCCUCGAGAAUUUACUUUCAGACCUUGCCAGCUCUUUGCCUGCCUUAAUGUUGCUGACCUCCCUGUUAGCUAUUUUUGCCUGAGUUACACAGUAUUCAAGCAAGUCUGAAGGAGCAUUAAACAAUUUAGCACUUUCGCUCCUAGAGAUUUACAACAGAGGACCUGUUUCAUGAAGCGGAGGAAACGGUUUCCAACAGCCAGAAGGUCUGGACUUGCUGUUUGCUCAGAUUGUUUGUUUUAGUUUUGGGGUUUUUAGGUGCUGUUUGUUUUGUGUGGGAAAUGACUAGAGGCUUGCCCGCCUUGCCAGAGAGCAGAUGCAGUAGCCUGUGCAAUGUUAAUGUUUUUCCUCUCUCUGCUACAGUUCUUAAGAAGCUUCAUCUUUCAAGGAAUUUGAUCAGUGACUUGCCUUCCCAGAUCGGGGGUCCUGAUCCAGCAUGCCACAUACACGCGUGUGGGAAUAAAAGUCUGCAAGCUUAACAUCUAAUGUUCAUGGUCACACAUGUGCUGGAAAAAGGCUCUAAUGUUUUUAAAAUACUUCUUUUUUUUUUUUUCUUUCUUAUGAACAGAGUUAAAUAGCCAAUAAGAAUACACUUAACUACAGAUAUAAAUACUUGACCAUGUUGAGUGAAAAUUCUUUCAUAAAAGAUUCGUAAGACAUUGUUCAUCAUGGCUUUUGUACAGAUUUAUAGUAAUUUUCUUAUUUAAUGAGCUCAGUUGGGGCAUAGAUCAUAUAUUGUUAUGGUGAUGUGUGGUUUGUUUUUGUGUUUAAUGGGAUUUCACUGUGAGCCCUAGACUGGAGUGCUCAAACCAAACCGUUCCCUGUCAUCAGGUUUAGAGUUUUGGCUAUAGGUGUUUGCAGUGAGUUCACAGGAUGUUUUCCAGCACUCAGAGCUGUAUCACAGUGUCUGUUAAAUUAAUGUCGCCUAUUAAAGCAUGACUUUAAUGC